Messenger RNA from Schistosoma rodhaini, 744 nucleotides. NCBI's taxonomy places the organism in Eukaryota, Metazoa, Platyhelminthes, Trematoda, Strigeidida, Schistosomatidae. The record is from the annotation of a GenBank genome assembly.
AUGGAUUCCUUACAGGUCAAAUUCCCUAAGAGUUCUACAGGUGUACACGGGGAUUAUAAACAACAUACUAUGACCCCAAUAUGCACAGGGACAUCUGUUAUUGGAAUUAAAUAUAGAAAUGGGGUUGUUCUAGCUGCCGAUAUGUUAGUUUCAUAUGGCUCCCUAGCCAAAUAUAUGGAUUUCGAGCGCAUGUUUAAGGUAAAUCAGAGCACAGUUAUGUGCUGCAGUGGUGAUGUGGCAGACUUUCAAUUUCUCAAACAUCACAUUGAAGAGCUGACACAUCAAGACAGUCUCCUUUCCGACGGCUUUAGGCUAAGCCCUCAUGCUCUCCACAGCUGGAUUACACGUGUUCUAUAUAACCGUCGAAGUCGUUUGCAACCACUGUGGAACACCUGUUUAGUCGGAGGUUUGGAAGCAAAUGGAGAGCCCUUCAUUGGGUAUUGUAGUAUGCUUGGUGUUUCAUUCACUGAAAAUUAUGUUGCGACCGGUUUCGGUGCAUACCUUGCGAUGCCUAUUCUAAGAGAAUGUUUGGAAAUAAAAGCAGGGGGAGAUCCAAACAAUAUAACGGAAGAAGAUGCUAUCUCUACAAUAACAAGUGCAAUGAAGCAAUUAUACUUUCGAGAUUGUCGUGCAUUCGAUACAUAUCAAAUGGCUAUCGUAAAUAAAGAAGGAAUACAAAUAAAUGGCCCAUUACGCUUAAAAUGUGAUUGGUCUAUUGCUGAAUAUGUAAAAGGCUAUGAUUAA